AUGGGCCCCCGUACCGCCUCCUCAUGCUGCUGCCAGGCCCGUAAUCUGCCAUGGGCCCCCGUACCGCCUCCUCAUGCUGCUGCCAGGCCCGUAAUCUGCCAUGGGCCCCCGUACCGCCUCCUCAUGCUGCUGCCAGGUCCAGAGUGUCUCAUGGGUCCCUGUACGGCCUCCCAUUGCUGCUGUCUCCAUCGCCACACUCUGCCAUGUGCCACUUUCAGGUCUCCUCACACUGCUGGUGGGUUCCAUUUUGUCAUAGGGUGCUGUAUGGCCUCCCAUUGCUGCUGCCUCCACCGCCACACUGUGGCUCCACACUCUGGUUUUGGCCCCGUGACUGCCCAAAUGAGUGAAGUGUGCGGUGAUUCUAAGAUCGACGGCACUCAUCUGCAUGUCAUACUGACUGACAGUAUUAUUUCUCUUCCCCAGCAGACUCCAAGGGCAUUUAAAUUAAAGGUACAGUGUUCUGCACUAAUAUAA
This is a messenger RNA of Staurois parvus, 474 nucleotides long. The record is from the annotation of a GenBank genome assembly. NCBI's taxonomy places the organism in Eukaryota, Metazoa, Chordata, Amphibia, Anura, Ranidae.